AGAAGAGAGAACUGAGUCCAUCAGUAAUAAGCCAUUUAUUUCAUGCAAGCAGGCUAAACUGCACAUCAAUUGGAGAGAAAGACCUAUUAAAACUAGAACCUGAUCCCUCUGAGACCUUCCUAUGUGCCUUCCUCCAGACUUAUGAAAGUGCAAGGAGUCCACUCCGGGCCAUCAGCAAGUCACAUACUCAGUAAAGAUUGGAAAGAUGAGCCUUUAAACAGAAAGGUCAGAGUGUCUAACAUCAGAAAGAAGAGAAGGACUUAAAACGUGAGAAGGAUGAGCUCAUAUGCGGAUAUCUGCAGCUCCAAGCAAGCGCAGAGCGGCACGGAGGGAAGUUAUCAACGCUAUGGAGUUCGAUCCUAUCUGCAUCAAUUUUAUGAGGACUGCACAGCUUCAAUUUGGGAGCAUGAGGAGGAUUUUCAGAUCCAGAGGUCACCUAGCAGGUGGAGCUCUGCAUUCUGGAAGGUCGGACUCAUCUCUGGGGUGGUUUUUAUGCUGAUCGGGUUAACAGUUCUUGUAGUAGGUUUUCUUGUGCCACCGAAAAUCGAAGCCCUUGAGGAAGAUGAUUUUGUUGUUGUGGAUAACCAUGCCAUUCAGUUUAACGGAGCCCUUGAUAUAUGUAAGCUGGCAGGAGCGAUCUUAUUUUGUAUUGGCGGGACCACAAUGGCAGCAUGCCUGUUGAUGUCUGCUUUUGCUAAAAGCUACUCCAAAGAAGAAAAGUACCUUCAGCAAAGGUUUAAAGAGAGAAUAGCAGAUAUAAAAGCCCAUGCACACCCAGUCACAAAAGCACCAGCACCAGGAGAAUCGAAGAUACCUGUCACUUUGUCCAAAGUUCAAAACGUCCAACCUUUAUCAGAAACCUGACAUUUCCCUUUUUAAUUUAUACAUCAUUUAAUUUGAAAAGGUCAGCCUUUGUGAGCAUAUGAAUUUGUAUUUACAGUACAGCUUCAAGUACUCUGCUCUGUAAGAGGGGAACUGAUUGGAAACCUUAUCUAGCAGAAUUUAAAUGUUGGCAAAUGAGGGAAGUUUAGGUGAUUAGUGCUUUGAAUAAUGUAUACACGUUCAAAUAUAUGAAUUGUGUAAACAAGUGUUCACCUAUGUUGAUCUAGGUCAACCUACCAACACGGUUACAACAACACUGGAGGGGGAAAAAAAAGAUUUUUAAUUUCUUAUCAGUUUGUGUCAUUUGAGAAAAAUGGGCAUUUUUAUACCAAUUGUAUCAUGGCCAUCCAAAAUUAUGCUCUGUUUAAAGUAAAUGUGGUGUGUUCUUUUUUUAGCUAUGGUAGUUUUUAAAACUUUUUUUAGACUUGGUGUUCUUUCACUUUCCAGUCCUGCUGUACAUGGGGUAAUAUCCUGCCCUCUUUACCCAUGUUUGUAGUCCUGUCAUUUUCAAUAGUCUCUAUAAAAAUAAGAGUGUACAUGUACACAUUCUAGGUCUCUCACACAGAAGAACCUAUGCUGCCCCAAUUUUGAUUAAGGCACAUCAGCCAACAGUGUUUCCAUAUGGGAAACAAACAUAAUUUUAGGCCCAAAUUUGUCACCAUCCCUCCUUUUUAAAAUCACCAAAUUUUAUUAACAAAUACAAAAUAAGGAAAGCAAGAUUAUGAAACAUCCUAUUUUAAUUAAGAAAAAACUCCACAUUUCCCCAUUGGUUGUUUGGUGUGGUGUCCCUCAUCAUGAGUCUUUGCCAAACAUUCUUAAAACUCAUAACGCACAUUUGGGCCUUGGCAGGAUGGGAAUUAGACUAUGGUUUAAAGCAGUGGUCACCAACUGGUCGAUCGCGAUUUCCGGUGGCAGCACAGUAU
Molecule: messenger RNA, 1805 nt
Organism: Trachemys scripta elegans
Lineage: Eukaryota; Metazoa; Chordata; Testudines; Emydidae
Gene: NRSN1
Product: neurensin 1
Exons: 5
Coding region: 277-864 (195 amino acids)
Biological process (GO): nervous system development
Cellular component (GO): transport vesicle; neuronal cell body; neuron projection
Source: RefSeq, a predicted model, not a curated record